This is a messenger RNA of Pocillopora meandrina, 429 nucleotides long. Lineage: Eukaryota; Metazoa; Cnidaria; Anthozoa; Scleractinia; Pocilloporidae. The record is from the annotation of a GenBank genome assembly.
GUUUCUCAGGUAACAAAAUUACGCAAAGAGCUCAAUGAGUUGAAAAAGAAAACCGAGUCCUGCUCGAUUGAUACAGCAUUGAUGGCUUUACAGGCUUUGGUGGGUCGUUCACCGGCCCUGUUUGAUUCCUAUGCCGAGAUUGCAGCUCUUGAAGAGGUAGUUGACUUAGCACAGAAGUAUGCGGAGGAGCGAUACUCGAGUAAUCAGAUAAUCCUUAGAAAGUGUCGCCCCCUGGGGGCAGACGCAUCCUUACAGAAUAUCCUGAUCAAAUUAGUGGCCUCGAAGGAGGAAGCUGAGAUUGCUAGGGUAAUCAAGAAGGCGAGAAAGUCAAGCCGAGCAGAGGAAAGUUUUUCACCGCCUGUUACAGCUGGGAGAACAAGGGGACCCUCAUAUGGAUACCGAAGAGGUCGUGAGUCCCGAAGAUGCUAG